AUGGGGGGCAAGUCUGCUACCAAGGCCGCUUACUUCGAGAAGCUCAAGGCCCUUCUCGAUGAGUACAAGACGGUCUUCAUUGUCGGUGUCGACAAUGUCAGCUCUCAGCAGAUGCACGAGAUUCGUCUGAGUCUCCGUGGCGAGGGUGUCGUCCUGAUGGGUAAGAACACCAUGGUUCGCCGUGCCAUCAAGGGCUUCGUCAACGACAACCCCGAGUACGAGCGUCUGCUCCCCUUCGUUAAGGGUAACGUUGGUUUCAUCUUCACCAACGGUGACCUCAAGGCCACCAAGGAGAAGAUCCUGGCCAACCGUGUCGCUGCUCCCGCUCGUGCCGGUGCCAUCGCUCCUGGCGAUGUCUGGGUCCCCGCCGGUAACACCGGUAUGGAACCCGGUAAGACCUCUUUCUUCCAGGCUCUUGGUGUCCCCACCAAGAUUGCUCGUGGUACCAUUGAAAUUACCACCGACCUCAAGCUCGUUGAGGCUGGAAGCAAGGUCGGUCCCUCCGAGGCCACCCUGCUCAACAUGCUGAACAUCUCUCCCUUCACCUAUGGUAUGACCAUCCAGCAGGUCUACGACCAGGGUCAGUGCUUCAGCUCUGCUGUCCUGGACAUUGAGGAGUCUCAGCUCCUCGAGGCCUUCUCCAGCGCCAUUAACACCAUCACCACCAUCUCCCUGGCUGUCAGCUACCCCACUAUCCCCGCUGUCAUGCACUCCCUCGUCAACAGCUACAAGAAGGUUCUUGCCGUUGCUGUUGAGACCGAGUACAGCUGGCCCGAGAUUGAGGAGCUCAAGGACCGUAUUGCCAACCCUGACGCUUACGCCUCCGCUGCUCCUGCCGCUGCCGCUGCCCCUGCUGCCGGUGGUGCUCCCGCCGCUGAGGCUCCCAAGGAGGAAGAGGAGGAGUCCGAUGAGGACAUGGGCUUCGGCCUCUUCGACUAA
Messenger RNA from Aspergillus niger, 939 nucleotides. Its product is annotated as 60S ribosomal protein uL10. The record is from RefSeq and is a predicted model, not a curated record. Bases 1 to 939 code for a protein of 312 amino acids. Gene Ontology annotation, molecular function: large ribosomal subunit rRNA binding; structural constituent of ribosome. The transcript has 3 exons. Gene Ontology annotation, biological process: ribosome biogenesis; ribosomal large subunit assembly; cytoplasmic translation. Gene Ontology annotation, cellular component: cytosolic large ribosomal subunit. NCBI's taxonomy places the organism in Eukaryota, Fungi, Ascomycota, Eurotiomycetes, Eurotiales, Aspergillaceae.